GCGGAUCAUAGAGUCCCCGGAAGUGCGCGGCAGAGCGGCUCCCGGGGACCGCGGGCUGUCUGUCAGCCGGCCCGAGCUGAGCGGAGGCUGGAUGUCCGUGGGCUUGGCGCUCAAAGUGGUGGCCGGGCUGGCGGCCGCGACCCUGGCAGCCGUGCUGCUCGACCAUUAUGGCCUGGUGGGCAUGUCCUCGCCAUGGCCCGUACGACCCCAAGCCUCCCAGAGACCCUUCCCGGCGCCCGGGGCCGAGGCCACCAACAUCUUCUGGGGCCUGCAGAUCUCGGACCUCCACAUCAGCAAGUUCUAUGAUCCAGGCCGAGGCACAGACUUGGAGAAGUUUUGUUCGGAAACCGUCGAUGUCAUCCAGCCUGCUGUCGUCUUAGCCACGGGUGACCUCACAGAUAGCUUAAGAAGUGAUCAUUGGGGUUCCAAGCAAUUUGAAGUGGAAUGGCAAACUUAUCAUGCUGUCUUGAAGAGAACUAGGGUCAUGGAAAAAACCAAGUGGCUAGAUAUCAGAGGAAAUCAUGAUGCAUUCAACAUUCCAAGUCUGGAGAGUAGCCAGAAUUAUUACAGGAGAUACUCUGCCUUACGUAGGCAUGGCCCUAUGCAUUACCUCCAUAAGACCCCUUUUGGAAACUACUCUUUCAUCUAUGUGGAUGCUACCAUCACCCCAGGGCCCAAGAAACCCUUUAAUUUCUAUGGAAUACUAAAUAAGAGACAAAUGAGGGCACUUGAUUUACUGGCUAAGCAGAGUAGGCAUAGCAACCAUAGUAUUUGGUUUGGACAUUAUCCAACAUCUACUAUCAUCUCUCCAGCUCCAGGAAUACGGCCAUUAAUGAGUUCUGCCGUAGCAUAUUUCUGUGGCCAUCUCCAUUUACUUGGUGGACUGAUGCCUGUUUUGCACACUCGACAUCCGAAGGGCACUCUGGAACUAGAGCUAGGAGAUUGGAAGGAAAACAGGAGGUACCGGAUCUUUGCUUUUGACCAUGACCUCUUUAGCUUUGCAGAUUUGGUUUUUGACAAGUGGCCAGUAGUGCUCAUCACAAACCCCAAGUCAUUUCUCUACAGCAGCUCCACACAUGAGCCUCUAGAGAGACUCCUCUACUCCACACACAUCAGAAUCUUGGCCUUCUCACCAUCCUCCAUUACCUCUGUCACAGUUAAGAUUAAUAAUGUUUAUUUGGGGAAUGCUGUUCAUCUGUCUGGUCCUAUUUUCAUACUGAAGUGGAAUCCUAGAAAUUAUAGUGAAGAGUCCCAUAUGAUAGAGGUAAAUGUUCAGGAUUCCACUGGAAGAAAUAACACUGUUAACCACAUAUUUUCUAUAAAAGGAGACAUUCCUAUCAAAUUUGACUUUAUGCCAUCAUUCAUUCUCCUAACUGAUCACUAUAUCGUGGCUCGGAUCAUUUUCAUUUUGAUUGUGAUAGUCCCACAAUUCCUCCUUGUUGCUUUCAGGUACUUCAGAAAAAUAAAACUGAAAGGAGCUCCAGGGUAUAUAAGUCUGGCCACAUUUUCCUUUAAUGUCUUGAGCAAAACAAAUACCUUCUACUACGUUGUGUUAUUCCUGAAUUUCUAUACAGCUUUGGGACCGUGGUUUGUUGGUGAAAUUAUCGAUGGUAAAAUGGGCUGCUGCUUUUCCUUUGGGGUAUUUGUUGAUGGGCAUUUCUUUCAAGGCAGCAUGACAUUUAUAUUUGGAAUUAUUCAGCCAGUGGCUCUACCUAGAAACAAAAAAAUGAGUAAGAGAAAAAGAACCAGUUUCACAAAAGUGAUCGACAUAUCAGCCGAACUGAGCAGUACAUGCCAUAUCCUACACCCAGUCUACUCCCUCACUUCUAUGCUGCUUUUUCAUGUACCACUUUUGGUCUAUCUGUGCUGGACCUUGUUGCUGCGGUGCCAGGGUUAUGUCUUUACCUCUCAUCUCAAGGGAAGAUACCACAAGACUCUACCUGUCCAUAGCCUCAUGCUGCUGUUCUACUUCUGCCAAAUUGGUAGCUGUUAUUUGCUCGGGAAGGCCUAUGGCGCUGUGGCCCUUCUCUUCUCCCCCAUAUAUACCUGGUUGGCGGUGUUUUUCCCAAUUCUUGUUCGUUGGGCAUGGACCUUGAACCCCAGGGAACUCAGAACCUUCAUAGUGGAACUCAGAAGCCAUCAGAGCUCCCAGAGGCAAUGACCGAUGUGCAGGCGGAGCUCGGGCCCGGGGUUGUCGCCGCUGCCCCGGGGUCCCAGCCACCCUCCGGGGAGGCCCGCCCAGGGAAGCUGCGCCCGAAGCCGAUGAGAAGGCCGUAUGGCCCUGCUGCUUAGAGAAGAGCCUUGACCCGCUGUAGCUGGUGGGCGACAUGCUGAUUCUCUAAGAAUGAACCUCCAAAAAUGGCCCCUAAUUAAUGCUGUGAUUGCUGAUUCUUGCUGCUUAUUCCCCAUGGAAGCAAAGGGAUGAACUGAACUUUGUGGAAUGAAAAUGUCGCGCCCGUGAGGGCGCCUCCCGACUGGAGGCCAGUUGGGAGAGUGGUGCCGGGCUCCGGACCCCGAGGCUAGUACCGGGCCGCGUCCUGCCUACCACGUGGGUUGUUGAUGGUUUAAUUGAAUCUCAGGUUUUCUAGGGUCUCUGCCUCCAGUGGUGGGAUUGUUCUAAACUGAUCAAAUAAAUGGAUAAACAGUU
This is a messenger RNA of Phascolarctos cinereus (koala), 2647 nucleotides long. RefSeq names its product transmembrane protein 62 (gene TMEM62). NCBI's taxonomy places the organism in Eukaryota, Metazoa, Chordata, Mammalia, Diprotodontia, Phascolarctidae. Gene Ontology annotation, molecular function: hydrolase activity. The record is from RefSeq and is a predicted model, not a curated record.